GCCGUCCGGGCCGCCGGCCUCCGGGCCAAGUGGAGACCGAGCGUGGGGGUCCAGGUCGCCGCAGCCGGCGGGCUGCCUGCCAGCCUCGUCACCUUUCCCGCCGAGCCCAAGUGAAGGGGUGCGGGAAGAGCCAGGGAGGGCGCCGGGGCUCCGCAGGGAGCUCCGCGGACGCGAGCCCGGGCCGCGCUCACCAUGGGGGAGGUGGAGAUCUCGGCCCGGGCCUACGUGAAGAUGUGCCUGCACGCCGCCCGCUACCCUCACGCCGCCGUCAACGGCGUGUUGCUGGCGCCGGCGCCGCGGUCGGGAGGAUGCCUGUGCCUCACCGAUUGCGUGCCCCUGUUCCACAGUCACCUGGCCCUUUCCGUCAUGCUGGAGGUCGCCCUCAACCAGGUGGAUGUGUGGGGCGCGCAGGCCGGCCUGGUAGUGGCUGGGUACUACCAUGCCAAUGCAGCUCUGGACGACCAGAGCCCUGGGUCCCUGGCCUUGAAAAUUGCUGGGCGGAUUGCAGAAUUCUUCCCUGAGGCAGUACUUAUUAUGUUGGAUAAUCAGAAAUUGGUGCCUCAGCCUCAUGUGCCCCCAGUCAUCGUACUGGAGAACCACAGUCUCCGCUGGGUCCCCAAGGACAAGAAUUUAGUGAUGUGGAGGGACUGGGAAGAGUCACGGCAGAUGGUGGGUGCACUACUGGAGGGUCGAGCCCAUCAGCACCUUGUAGAUUUUGAUUGCCACCUUGAUGACAUCCGACAGGAUUGGACCAACCAGCACCUCAACACCCAAAUCACCCAGUGGGUUGGUCCCACCAAUGGAAAUACCUGAGUGAGGGCUGGGGUGGGGGGUUGAGUCGGGGUGGGGGUCAGAAUCCAAUAAACAGACUUGGGCUGAUGGGCAGUCAUAUGACUUAUAUUUAUUGUGUUUGGGAGACAAAGUGAGGGAGAAACCUCACCAGGAAGUAGAAGGUGAGGGAAAGUCUGGACUGUCCCGUAAAGGACAGGAAGGUCUCUUUUGGACUCAUCACAAAAUGAGAAGCUCUCAAUAGAUCAUUCCUUUUGUUUCUCCCCUGGGCUUCUUGAGCUUCUCGAAGUUCUUCAGGAUGAUGUCAUCUAACACAGCCUAUAGGGCCAGGGAGGAGUAGGGGGUCAGCUGUAGGCCCCAGUGGCUCUAUGCCCCAUUUCUAGUCUUGUGGAACAGUUGAGCUUUGUCAUUCUUCACCCCCAGCCUGCAGGGUUAGGAAGUGGGUGUCCUGGGAAAGCUGCCUCCACCCACCCCUGCCCUGGCCUCCUCACAUAAGCGUUGCGGAUCUCCAUGACCAUCAGCCGGAUGUCCCGGUACUCUGCCUCAUCUAGCUCAUGCACCAGCUGCCGGUAAUCACCCUGUGGGAGACUUGGGUCAGGCUUGACUUCAAAUGUGCCCUUCCCCCUACAACCCCCUGUGCCUCACCUACCACGUGGGGCUGCUUGGCUGCUUUGGCCACGGCAUCGCCCCGCUCAGAGAAGUACCUGUGGGAAGUAAAAGGAUGUGCAGUGGGAGAAGGCGGCAGCCCAGGCCCUCUGUCCAAGCCAAAGGCAGAGUGUGCAUGUGGGUGCUGGUGGGCAGUCACUCACUUGGAGAUUUGAGUGUGGAAGCCUUCCAGCUUGGUGUGAAUACUGGUCAUCAGCUCAAACACCUUCUCCUGGGGAACAAAGGCAAAGGGGACAGUGGAAAGCAGCAGAGACUAGAGAGGGAGGGAGGGCAGGAGUGGGGCUGUGAUCUCACCUGGACAGCCACUCCAAAGUUGUUUCCAUCCUCAAUCCGAGGUAUCUGCAGCUGCAACCAGGUGGUGACCUGGGAGAAGGGAAUGGCAUGAAAGCCGCAUCAGCCUUCAACCCAAUUCCUAGCUGCCUAUCCUUCCUUGCUUCCCUGCCCACAGUGAGUGGAGGUAUGCUUGGUCCAUCCUGAACCCCAAGGCCUGGACUAACGACUUCCCUUGCUGUGCCCGCUUCUGCUAAGAUCUGGCAGGUUAUUUCCUAUCCAGCAGGAGCCAAGGAGGAAAAAGGGUUACUGAAGCCUGGGGGUGGAUGUGGGAGCACUCACUAGGUUAAGUUUCUCAAUGACAUCCUUGAUUUCAGGCUUUAGGCGCUGCAGAAGGACCACGAUCUUCUCAUUGCAGCUCACUGGGCCACAGGGAGGACCUAGGGCAUGGGCAGUGGUCAGUCACAUGGCUGGAACUGUGUGCGAGGCGGGGAAGGGAGGAUCUCUGGGGAGCUGAGAUGCAAGUCCCUUGCCAUUAUAGAGGUACCUUUGUCUUCAUCUUCCCCUUUCUUUUUUUCAUCCUUGUCUUCCUUCUGCAAGGAGAGAGGGCUUCUUGGGAGAGAGGCCUAAGACUGAUUUUCCCUGUGGCUGGGUCCCUCCUCCCAGUCCUUCCCAACUUGCCUCCUGCUGUUUUUUCCGCUCCUCCUUUUCUUUCUCCUUGGCUGGAUCAGGCACUGGGAUGUCCAAAAGGGCCUUCAGACUGCUCAGGUUAGUUUCAUUGAGCGCUGGCUCCUGGUGCAGGAUGGGAAGAUGGCUGGAGAUAAGGACGACCCUCUCAUGGCCCCUCAGACUCUCUCCUUCACCCCUACUCUCUAGCUUCCUGCAUGCCCCGUACCUUUAGAAACGCAUCCAACUCAGAAAUCUUCUUGGGGAAGUAGCUUCCGAGGAGAUGCUCUGUCUGCAUGAGGUGGGCGUGGGGGACAAGGAGGUCAGAAUCAAAUGCCUUCCGUAGGCAGUGAAGCAGGGGAGAGCCAAGCAGUGGGAACUGGGGAGGGAUGGGGUGCUGAUGGGCAGGUCUUACCAUGGCACAUAGGUCUUCACGGAACAUAUCCACCUGUGGGACAGACAGUCCUCAAACACCUGGCUUUAUGGCCAGUUCAUUGGAGGAAACUUCACUUAGGUUGGGUAAGGAAGGCCUGGCCACGGGGAGGGUGGAAUGGAUCCCGCGGGGCUGGUUUGGGGGACAGAACAUUUCCUGGCGGUGAGGGGCAAGUGGUUUAAGUGGGAGCAGACCCCUUGGGUCUCCAACUGGGGCGGGGGCCGAGUGCCCCGCGGAGUGAGCUUGGGGCCAUCUGUAUGAAAG
Messenger RNA from Talpa occidentalis (Iberian mole), 3088 nucleotides. It is a transcript of the gene EMC9, whose product is annotated as ER membrane protein complex subunit 9. The record is from RefSeq and is a predicted model, not a curated record. Gene Ontology annotation, cellular component: EMC complex. Bases 193 to 813 code for a protein of 206 amino acids. The transcript is spliced from 5 exons. Lineage: Eukaryota; Metazoa; Chordata; Mammalia; Eulipotyphla; Talpidae.